Babesia microti strain RI is the source of this 2361-nucleotide messenger RNA. Its product is annotated as Mechanosensitive ion channel protein 10. NCBI's taxonomy places the organism in Eukaryota, Apicomplexa, Aconoidasida, Piroplasmida, Babesiidae. The record is from RefSeq and is a predicted model, not a curated record. Gene Ontology annotation, molecular function: mechanosensitive monoatomic ion channel activity. The transcript has 9 exons. Gene Ontology annotation, biological process: monoatomic anion transport; transmembrane transport. Gene Ontology annotation, cellular component: plasma membrane. The coding region runs from base 1 to 2361 and encodes 786 amino acids.
AUGGAUGUCUCCGAUGCGCUGGUGCAGUGGAUACAAGAAGACGAAUGCGGGGGGGAAGGUGAGGAGCGUAGGUCUUUCAGCUAUUAUAUCUCUCUCUUCUUCCCGGAUGAAAAUCCGAUUGUAUGGUUAGUUAUCCACUUGGGACUUAUCUUUCUAUACUUUGUCAUGUAUGUGGAUUUGAAGGAGUACGAUACCACGAUGAACGGAACCCUCCUAUCUAUCGCAUUCGUUUGCAUCGUAAAUUACACACUGCUGAUCAUAUUUCUACUUGUGAGGUUAAUCAUAGUCAAGGUGAUACUGGAGCGGUUAAUGGUUGCAUCGCCCAUCUCCUUCUCUCUAAUAAAGACACUGGAUCCGUCCCUAACCUACGUCAUCUGGGCCACUAUACAAAUGCUCUUGUGGCAAUCCGUCAUUUAUAGAAAUGUGGGUGGGCAUAGUUUUUCCAUUUACUUCUUUGGCAGUUACAGUGCAGCGUACCUCACUUUCCGCAGUUCAGCGCUCAAAUGGAUCACUAUCGCCAUCUACCUAUGUCCAAUCCUAUCUCUCAGGACCAUGUGCCUCUCUAUCCUCGAAACCCUCUUCGAGGCUGGCAUUCUAAUGGUGUGCAAAGAGCCGCUGGAAAAAUACAUUAGCAUGUACAAACUCGUAAGAAAGCUAAACUAUGCAUGGCUAAAGUACGUUCUGACCAAUAAGGAUGCUUUCAAAAUGCUGGAGGAGGGCGUAAAGGGAAAUCGAACAGUUUGCAGCAGUGUUCUUGAACAAAUCGAUGUUAAAAAAACAGAGAAGGGGAAAAAACGCAUUAAAUAUAAUGGGGGUAAAGAGGCCAGCGCCCACAUUCUUGACAUAGAAAAAAAUGAUUUUGCAGAUGAAUGGGGUAACUUAUUCCAAUUUUACAUUAACCAAAAGAAUAUGUCAAAAAUGCAAAACUGGUUCAUAUCCUACCAUAUCAGUGAGAUUCCGCCCAUAAUCCACCUCCUGCAUCAAGAGGUUGAGCUACGCGGCCGAGACGUCAUAUUCACUGCGUUUGACGCCUUCUUCAACCAAAUAUACGCAACCACCAAUAGCAAAAAUUCCAAUAACAUGGAUAAAUCCGAGUGUGAUGACAUUUUACCAACGCCACAUCGCCCUAUUGAAAUCAAGGAACAAGUCGCCAGGCAGGUACUGGCAAACGCGGUGCGCCAAUCGUCCAUCAAGCUUGAAAUGUCCGUCCCAGAUGAAUCGCAUCUAAAAGGGAAAAAACAAAACUUCUGUAUGUGGUGUCUUAAGUACGUGCGCAAGGUACUCGGUUUUACCGAUGAAGAAAGGGAAAUGGUCCGCUUGAGUGAAAGACUCAAUAAGGUGUCCUUCCAGUUUAACAAACUGGCAAACUUUCAUUCUCCACGGGCUGAAAGUGAUAUAUUCCUGUCUGCAUCUAAUUUCAAAGCAUUUCUUAGCGAGGAAGAUGCGAUGGAGAUGAUCUACUGGUUCGACUGUUCAGGCCACGGUAAAAUAAACUCAAGGAUGUUUAGCCGCAAACUUUUCCACUUAGUAUACCUCAGAAAAAAAUUUAAGCAUAGCAUGAAGGGGCAGGAGUCUGUGUUUCGUGUGAUGAACCGCCUGAUUUCCGUAUUUCUGUGGAUAGUAAUUGGAAUCACAAUUGCAAUCAUAUGUGACGUUACAAUCGAAGUCAUCGUCGCAUCCUGCGCCGCACUUAUAUCGUCAAUGACUGUGGCAUUAAGCUAUCUGUACACAAACUUCAUAAGCAGUGUCAUAUUUGUGGCCGUGUCGAAUCCAUAUAACGUUGACGAUCGCGUCCGAUUAGAUGAUGGUGAGCCACUUUUGGUCCGCAAAAUACGAACAUAUAGUAGCGAAUUCGUAUCUAUGCAGGGAAAGGUGAUAAUCAUACAAAAUUCCACACUUGCAGGAAUGAAAAUCACAAAUGAAACUCGUGCCACAAAUGCCAUAUUCGAAAUACCUCUUAAAAUCGAUUUUUAUACCUCUUCAGAAUCCAUGAACCUUCUAGAAGAAUCAAUCAAAGAGUAUAUCAACUCCCAUCCCAGCGACUUCGUAAAAGACUUCGUCUUUAUAUUCAUCAGCGAAUUGCACCCCGGCUACUAUUACGAGAUCAGAAUAUGGAUUAAGUGUGUUGAGGGUUGGGGGAAUUGGAGAAUGAUACAUAUCUUGCGUACAAAUUUCAUGGAAUUCAUGUUGAAGCGGUGUAAAGAAUUGUCAAUAUCUUAUAAAAUGCCCGAUCAGAAAAUCAUCUUCCCCGAUUCUCUCUCCAUUUACAAUUUUGAUGCAGUCCCUAUCCCAUCCCCUCAGCUUCCCACCAUACCGUCUUCACUUCCAACCAAAACUGAGACGCAUACAAGCAAGAAAUGA